AUGACGAACGUUCAAGAAUUUGUUCUCAUUGAAAAAAAUCUAAGGAGUAAGAUUGCGAUCCCUGACCAGCUCCGACCAGCCCCGACCAGCCCCGACCCAACCCCGACCAGCCCCGUCCAACCCCGACCAACCCUCGACCAACCCCGACCAGCUCCGACCAGCUCCGACCAGCCCCAGAAAGUCCCUGCCAGCCCCGACCAGCCCCAGAAAGCCCUAGCCAGUCCCAACCAACCACGACCAGCCCCAGAAAGCCCUAGCCAGUCCCAACCAGCCCCGUCCAACCCCGACCAGCCCCGUCUAGCCACAGAAACCCCAGAAAGCCCCAGCCAGUCCCGACCAGCCCCGACCAUCCCCAUCCAGCUCCGACCAGCCCCGACUAACCCCGACCAGCCCCAGAAAGCCCCAGCCAGUCCCAACCAGCCCCGACCAGCCCCAGAAAGCCCUAGCCAGUCCCUACCAGCCCCGACCAGCCCCAACCAGCUCCAGAAAACCCUAGCCAGUCCCUACCAGUCCCGAGCAGCCCCGACCAGCCCCAGAAAGCCCUAG
This is a messenger RNA of Penaeus monodon (black tiger shrimp), 546 nucleotides long. RefSeq names its product vegetative cell wall protein gp1-like. Lineage: Eukaryota; Metazoa; Arthropoda; Malacostraca; Decapoda; Penaeidae. The record is from RefSeq and is a predicted model, not a curated record. The coding region runs from base 1 to 546 and encodes 181 amino acids. The transcript is spliced from 3 exons.